AUGUCUAUUGAGUCAGUGAUGCUAUCUAACCAUCUCAUCCUCUGCCACCCUCUUCUCCUUUUGCCUUCAAUCUUUCCCAGCAUCAGGGUCUUUUCCAAUGAGUUGGGUCUUCGUAUCAUGUGGCCAAAGUACUGGAGCUUCAGCUUCAUCAUCAAUCCUUCCAAUGAAUAUUCAGAGUUGAUUUCCUUUAGGAUUGAUGAGUUCGAUCUCUCUGAAGUCCAAGGGACUCUCAAGAAUGAGUCUCCUCUAGCACCACUGUUCAAAAGCAUCAAUUCUUCAGCACUCAGCCUUCUUUAUGGCCCAGCUCUCACAUCCAUACCUGACUACUGGAAAAAUCAUAGCUUUGACUACAUGGACCUUUGUCAGCAAAAUGAUGUCUCUGCUUUUUAA
Rangifer tarandus platyrhynchus (Svalbard reindeer) is the source of this 390-nucleotide messenger RNA. NCBI's taxonomy places the organism in Eukaryota, Metazoa, Chordata, Mammalia, Artiodactyla, Cervidae. The record is from the annotation of a GenBank genome assembly.